CACUGAUUGGUAGCACUGAUAGGUGGCACUGACUGGCAUUGAUAGUUGGCACUGACUGGCACUGAUGGGUGACACUGAAAGGCAGCUCAGAUGGGCACUGAUAUGUGGCAUUGAUGUGGCACUGAUGGGCACUGAAAUGUGGCACUGAUGUGGCACUGAUGGGCACUGGCAGGUGGCAUGGAUGAGCACUGAGAGCUGGCACUGAUGGACACUGACAGGUGGCACUGCUGGGGCUACACAGAUCAUCAGGGCACACUGAUCAUCAGUGCUCUGAAGAUCUCUGUCAGCGUGACAGCUCUUGUGGGGAGAGAAAUGCCGAUAACCGGCAUUUCCCUGUUUACAUGUGAUCAGCUGUGAUUGGACACAGCUGAUCACAUGA
This is a messenger RNA of Staurois parvus, 379 nucleotides long. The record is from the annotation of a GenBank genome assembly. NCBI's taxonomy places the organism in Eukaryota, Metazoa, Chordata, Amphibia, Anura, Ranidae.